This is a messenger RNA of Quercus lobata, 963 nucleotides long. RefSeq lists its product as uncharacterized. The record is from RefSeq and is a predicted model, not a curated record. The coding region runs from base 1 to 963 and encodes 320 amino acids. NCBI's taxonomy places the organism in Eukaryota, Viridiplantae, Streptophyta, Magnoliopsida, Fagales, Fagaceae. The transcript has a single exon.
AUGCCAAACAGGUUUACCCGCCCACCGUUCAAUUGCUACGAUGGGAAAAUUGAUCCAAUAGAGCACGUCAAUCAUUAUAUUCAGAUGAUGUCUUUGCAUACUCAUAAUGAUGUGCUGAUGUGCAAGCUAUUUCCUUUGAGUCUGGGACUAACUGCUUUAAGGUGGUUUGACGGGUUACGGAAAGGAUCCAUAUGUAUUUUUUCCGAGCUAAUUCAGGAGUUCAGCAUUCUGUUUGAUACCUGCAGUCGAGUGCCUCCACCGGUAGAUGCGCUUCUGUCAAUGAAAAUAAGGGCAGGAGAGACCCUCCGUAGUUAUGCCAGCCAGUAUUGGGAACUAUACAAUGAGAUAGGUGGGGAUAACAAAAAGGUCGCAGUAAGCACUUUUAGGAUGGGGUUGCCCGAGGAUUCCGGGCUACGAGAGUCGUUGACCAAGAAGCCUCCCGAAGGCAUGCGGCAGCUUAUGAGAUGCAUUGAGGAAUAUAAGCGAUUAGAGGAUGACUGGCUGCAGAGUGAAGGUAAAGCACCAAUGAUGAAUCAUCCCCUGAAAACUGUUUUUCCGUUCAGAUCUUGGGGGGGUCUGACGAUUCAAGAGCCGACCACACAGAUGGGAGAAGUGAAUGUGACGUUUAAGGAACCGGUACACAGGAUUCUUGACCGGAUCAAACACGAGCCAUAUUUUCGAUGGCCGAACAAGAUAGAAGGGGACCCAUCUAGGAGGAAUCAGAAUCUGUACUGCACUUAUCACCGGGACAAAGGUCACACUGCCGAACAGUGCCGAGUGUUGAAGGAUCACCUCGGGCAAUUAGUCAAGGCCGGGCAUUUAAAAUAUUUCGUGUUGGACUCAGGGGACAGAAUCGUAGGGCAAGAUACUUGGCAAAGGGGAAACCCUCUCUUACCCCCUGUAAGGCUGAUUGAAGUUAUCCAUGUUGCCUCGGAAAAGCUCAGUGCAGGAAGAAGGAAAUGA